AUGAUGAUGAUGUGUGUUUCUUUUGCUGAUCUCCAAUUUGAUCCAGAAGAGGAGGAUAUACCAAAUCAUAUGCUAAUAUCGGGUAAACAAUUCAAGAUCCACAACUACAGACUUAAUUUAUUACUCCGACUUCAGGCUGAUGUUGGGAAUCGAAACAGUGUCUCUGGGAUAGAAGUUGAUGUGAUGAUCAAGGCUCAGGAGCUUUGUCUGAAAGCCAUGAUGGACCAGAUGGAUAAAAAUAAUGAACUUCGGGUAGAUAUAGUUGUUGAUGCAGUAAAGAGGCUUGUUGAGUAUCACACUUCUCUUAACUCUAAGGAGUUUGUACAUUUACAAGGCUUAUUGGCAGAAGUAAAGGAGAUGAUUUCAAAACUUGCUAUUCCUUCUUCUUUAACAGUUUCUCAAGAGUCCAUCUUACAAAUGUUUUCUUCGUUAGAAAAUCGUUUGAAAGCUGAUCUUGAUCUUGUUUUUCAAUUUAUAAAUUUGAUACCCAUGGCUACCCCACCUGUUUCCAUAAGGGUGCAAGGGGGAGAAAAGAGUGUUGGUGCAUCAAAGAAUUUUGAUCAAGACAAAGUUAUUGGCAAGGUGUCAAGCAUACAAAUUUUCACUUUAUUUCCAGUAUCUACAACAACUACUUCUACAACCAUGACUUUGAAACCUUUACAUAAAGGUGUUGUCAUUAUUUCAUCUACUUGUGGGUCAAUUUCGAAGCCACCUCCAUCAAUAGAAGAAUUGAAGCGAAAAGGAAAGGGUAUUUUGACGGAACCAACUAUCGAAGACGAAAAGUUGGCCUUGGAGCAAGAAAUGGAGAAGCAAAGAAAAAUUUAG
Molecule: messenger RNA, 825 nt
Organism: Lactuca saligna
Lineage: Eukaryota; Viridiplantae; Streptophyta; Magnoliopsida; Asterales; Asteraceae
Source: the annotation of a GenBank genome assembly